AUGCCUCCCAAGAAACAGGCCAAAGUGGCCAAGCGCAAGCCGUCCAAGCUCAAGAAGGACUCACGGGCGAAUCGGAUCAAGAUUCAUCAGUUGAACGCUAAUAUUGCCGAAAUACAUGAGAUCCAGCUGUUGGUGGGUGGGGCUGGACCCUCCAAGCCCCAGCACGCUUUGGACACCAAAACGUUGAAGGAAGACUUGAAAAAGGACGAACAGAUGAAGGAGCAGAAAAAGUCGGUGAACCGUGACUUGAAGGAGCAGUUGGACCUCCUCACGGUGAUAAUGUCACAUUCAAGACAGGCCUCCAUAACGUCGUCCAUCAUGUCGGCGUCCCACACCCAUCCCCAGAAGAUUGGGCCAUGGAAGUUGGGCAAAACCUUGGGCAGAGGUGCCACAGGAAGGGUUCUCCUCGCUACACAUCAAACGACCGGCCAGAAGGCUGCCGUCAAGGUGGUUUCCAAGUCAGAACUCCAGGACAACGACGGAACCAACCAAAAGACCGCCGACGAAGCUGGUUUACCAUACGGCAUAGAACGUGAAAUUAUCAUCAUGAAAUUGUUGACCCAUCCCAACGUGUUGAGACUCUACGACGUGUGGGAAACUUCCAAGGCCCUUUACUUGGUGUUGGAAUACGUCGAAGGAGGCGAAUUGUUCGACUUGUUGGUGGAAAGGGGCCCCUUACAAGAAGUCGAAGCCAUCAAAUACUUCAGACAAAUCAUACUAGGAACAGCAUACUGUCACGCAUUGGGUAUUUGCCAUCGUGACUUGAAACCCGAGAAUCUUUUGCUAGAUGCCUCCCUCAAUGUCAAGUUGGCCGAUUUUGGUAUGGCUGCUCUCGAAAGCAAUGGCAAGUUACUUGAGACCUCAUGUGGUUCUCCUCAUUAUGCCGCUCCAGAAAUCGUCAGUGGGUUGAAGUACCAUGGUGCUGCAUCUGAUGUUUGGUCAUGCGGUGUCAUUUUGUUUGCACUCUUAACAGGAAGAUUACCAUUCGAUGAUGAAAAUAUAAGAAACUUGUUGUUAAAGGUGCAAGCUGGUAAUUUCGAGAUGCCAGAUGAAAUCAGUGAUGAAGCUAAGCAUUUGAUUGAUCACAUGUUGACUGUGGACCCAAUGCAAAGAAUAUCUACUGAAAAGAUUUUAUCUCACCCACUUUUAAACAAAUAUCCAAUUCCAAAUGAAGAUUUAAUCAGUGUCAAAUCUUUGCCUCAUCCAGAAACAGCAUAUAAAUCCUUGGGUUCAGUGAAAAACAUUGAUAAGCAGAUCUUAUCUAAUUUGUCAAUUUUAUGGCACGAUAGACCCCAACAGGAUAUAAUACAAUGCUUGUUAAAAAAUGGAUCCAAUCCAGAAAAGACGUUUUAUGCAUUGUUGAUGAGAUACAGACACAACCAAAGUGACAGUGGCUCGAAUUCCCCAAGAAAAUCACAUAGUUUCAACACAAAAAGAGGGAUGGUUCGUAGUGGAUCGGUCAGUACGAAGAAUACCCCAAGAAGAAAAAGAACAAGUCAAAUCAGUGCAUCGAGACCUUCAUCUUUCCAAUACAAAAAUGGAGUCACCAACAACAGAGGAUCUAUGAUCAAUGCAUCAAGCGGAAGAUAUUCGGCUUCUUCAAGCGUCCAAAAUUCUCCAAGAAAAUCACCUAGAAAAUCUGGUUAUAAUCAAUCCCCAGGUAGAUCACCAUAUAAAUCUCCAAGCAGAUCAUCCCCACACAAGUCCCCAAGAAAGUACCAACAACAUUAUGAUGAAUCGUCACCUCCACCUGCUAUCCCAAGAAACAUUUACAAUGAGAUUGUAAGUGCACAAAAAAACGGCUCCCUUCAAUCUAUGCCCCCCUCAUUACCCUCCAAAGACAGUCACUUGGCAACCAGGACACACCAAUACAACUAUCAGCAUGAUACAUACCCAGCACAGGCCGAGGAAUUGAACUUCUCACCUGAACACGGUAAAGAAAACCCAAUUGUGGAUGAAAUUAGCUCCCAAGAUUUAUUAACAUAUGCUACCUCUCAGGAGGCAAAGGCCACCGAGCCUACACCUAAUGUGAGUAAGAGAGGUUCAGUGAUCAAGAAAAGCAAUUCGAAGAACCGUUUGUCUAGAAGGAAAUCAUUGAGAGCCUCAAUGACAACGGGUUUGAAGAGAAAUUCUAUUACUAUGAAACUCUUGUCAACAUAUGCCAAGCUUUCAGGAGAAACAGACUGGGAAUAUAUGGACAAGCAAACCAAGAGAACAUCUGCUACUUUUGCUACACUUUGUGAUAAGAUUUUCAAUCAAGAACAAUAUGAUGAAGCUGAUGAGAAUCUCUUGGAUGAGGAAGAGAAGGAAGCCAAAGAAUAUGAAAGAUUGAUGGAGAUUGAAAGAAAGAAGCAUGAGGCAGAAUUAAGAGCCAGAAAGGAAUUGGAGAAGAAACGGAGAAGACAAAAGAGAAAGUCUUUACUCAGCUCUCGUAAGUUGAGUAUUUUGAUCAAGGAUGAUAAUAAUAACAACAGCGAAGUCGAUGUAACCAUGAAUAAUGAAAUCAAUCAACCCAAGAGACAACUGAGAGCAGUUUCUGAAGGCGGUAAAUUGGAUCAAUUGACUUCUGAGGAUCUUGAAAACUUAAAGAGACGCUCAGUGACACAACCAGCUCCAAGAAGAAGACAAACACCUAUUUUGACUAGAAGACCAGUUUCUAGAUUGGAUCCUUUGUGGUCCGCCUAUGAGAACGAAGAAUUGAAUAGAGCCAAGGACGCAUUGGAUGCUGAAUUGAAAGAGUCUAGAAAGCAAAAGAAGAAGGCUAGAGACUCAGUGAUCAAACCUUCGAAGCACAAGAAUAGAGAAUCAAUGGUUCACAGAGACUCGAAGCAUAAGAAUAGAGAAUCAAUGAUUUCGGUCAUGGAUGACAGAAGACUCUCCAGAAGUAGCUACUAUAACAGAAACUCUGGAUAUGAGUUACCUGAGCCCCAAGUUGAUGAUUCUGAUCUCAGUGAAGAGUACAUGUCUGAAAUUAGAAAGUCAAGACUUUUGAAUUCUCAGAUGAAUAUCAAUGCCAAUUUACAAGACUCACCUGGACCAAAGACUUUGAUCAGUAAUGUGAAGAUACCGAAUGUUACCAGAAAGUCAAGACACUUCAGUAACUCCAACAAGAGAUUGUCGGUUUUAUCAAUAUAUUCUACUAAAGAAUCUUACCGUGACUUGCAUUCAGUUUUGAACAGUGGGGAAGAAGAAUCACCUUCAAUUCCAACCAUGAGAACAAGCUUUGCUGACAGAUUGGAUCGGGCAGGACUUCCCGAUGACGAGGACGAAGAACCAUUAGAUGAAGGUUCCAUUUUGGAUUUUGAAGAACAUUUAGCAAACAAAAGAUCUUCUUAUUAUUCUUCUACUACGAAAAGGACUUCAAGAUACUCUACUGGAAGACGUCUCAGUCAAAGACCUAUCUCCCAAUUACCAGACUUGCCUAAUGAUGACGAAGAAGAGGAGCAAGCAGAAGAAGAAGCUAUUGAAGAAACCUUUGUUACUAAGCACGAUUACCCAGUUAGAAGGAAGAGCGGCAGAUCUGAUAAGACUUCCGCCUCUAAGCUUAAAAGCAAGGAAUUUUCUGAAGGUGACACGGAUGUGUUUGAAAACAUCAAGUUGCCAAAUGAAAAAGCGACUACUUUAGCUACUUCUAAGGCUCAAAGCACCAGCUAUCCAAGAGGACACGAGCAACCAAAACACAAGAGUAUGGUGCCUACUCCUCAGUCUAUGUUAGUUCCUGAUGCUGCUAAGUUGGCCAACGAAACUGGGAUUUCGCAACCAUAUCCUAAGGUUCGUAAAAAUAGGGAUGAAGUGGCCCCACCAGCCCCACCACAUACUAUCAUCAAAAAGCCCUUGGAAGAUUCAACUAAUAGACCAGCCCCUGAACAAAAGAGAAACAGAUCAAUUUUCAGAAAAUUGUCAUGGGGAUCUAAGAAGGCACUUGACGAGCCAAAUCAAUUACCAUCUCCCGCAGAUUCUAGAUCUGGUUCCGCUGAGGACAAACCAAAAUCCUCGUUCUUCAGAUGGUUUUCUUCUUCUUCAGCUGCACCUUCUUCUGCUGAUAGUGUCAAUUCAGAAAUCAGAAGGUUCACAACAAUUUUGCCCAAGCCAGAAAUGUCGACUGCCUUAUACGCUUUAUUGAAUUCCUGGUCUAAUUUCGGUAUCAAGAACUUGAAGAAUGAUCAAUUGGCAUACAACAUCACAGGAGGAAUUUCGUCACAAAAUGCUUUCAACUUGAAGAGCUGUAAGUUCCGGAUUAAGAUCAACUCCAGGGACCACAAUCAAAAAUCAGAGAUUGUGUGCGCCAGAGUCAAGGGAUCCAAGGUCACUACCGACACCUUGUUCAAGGAAAUCGAGAAGGUGUUGAGAAAGGAAGGUGUUUUAGAUCAAUGA
This is a messenger RNA of Suhomyces tanzawaensis NRRL Y-17324, 4374 nucleotides long. RefSeq names its product protein kinase (gene GIN4). Bases 1 to 4374 code for a protein of 1457 amino acids. Gene Ontology annotation, molecular function: protein serine/threonine kinase activity; ATP binding; tau-protein kinase activity. Gene Ontology annotation, biological process: protein phosphorylation; microtubule cytoskeleton organization; intracellular signal transduction. The transcript is spliced from 2 exons. Lineage: Eukaryota; Fungi; Ascomycota; Pichiomycetes; Serinales; Debaryomycetaceae. Gene Ontology annotation, cellular component: cytoplasm. The record is from RefSeq and is a predicted model, not a curated record.